Hibiscus syriacus is the source of this 2118-nucleotide messenger RNA. RefSeq lists its product as uncharacterized. The coding region runs from base 1 to 2118 and encodes 705 amino acids. Lineage: Eukaryota; Viridiplantae; Streptophyta; Magnoliopsida; Malvales; Malvaceae. The record is from RefSeq and is a predicted model, not a curated record. Gene Ontology annotation, molecular function: protein binding. The transcript has 5 exons.
AUGAAAGAAGUUGACCCAUCUCUCAGAAGAGCUGGAAUCGCAGCUUGCUUCAAGGAAAUGCCACUCAUCGGAGAUGACCAACAACAUGUUUUGGUCCUAAGUAGUCUCUGGAAUAUUGCAAUGGCGCAGCCAGAUGAUCCCGAGUUCCCAUCCCUCGGCAUCUUCGACUGCAUGACCAGUUUCCUAGAGAAAGGAAUCAAUGAUAGAGGCUGGCUUCUUAGGGACCAGAACAUCUACAUUCCUUACUAUGCAGCUCAUGUUAUUGGCUCCUACACUAUGAACAAGGUUGAGUUUGCAGAGAAAGUUGUGCUGGCUGGUGUGAUACCUCCAUUAAUGGAGCUUCUAAGAGGAAACAUGAGCUGGGUUGAGCAAAGAGUGGCUGUUCGAGCUCUCGGUCACCUCGCAAGCUAUGAGAGAUCCUUUGAAGCAGUGGCGGCUCAUGAAGAGGAAGUGGUGAGACUCACAAUGCACUUAGCUUCUACUUGUUUGAAGGAAGUGUAUGCUAAGUUUGUUGGCGUGAAGGACAAGAGUAAGAGAUCCAAAUAUCACUGUGAUUUGCUUACAAGAGGAGUUGGUGGUUCAGAAAUGGAGGACCGAAUGGCAGAAGAAUGGGCUAGCCAGCUACAGUGCUGGUCUCUCUAUCUUCUCAACUGCUUUGCCUGCAAAGAAAGAUCUCUGAAUCUUAUUUGCAAGCAAGAGUUUUUGGUUGAUUUGUGUGGAAUGUGGGGUGGAUUGGUGAACCACUCGUCGCCAGCUGGUGUGGGAUUGAUUAGAAUUUUGUGUUACAGUAAAUAUGGAAGACAAAGCAUCUCUGAUUCUAAGGAGGUCUUAAAGAAUCUAUGCCAUCUCUCGAGGUCAUCAGAUGAUUGGCAGUACAUGGGCAUUGAUUGCCUUCUAUUGCUUCUCAAAGACCCAGAUACGAGGUACAAGGUUAUUGAAAUUGCCACAAUGUUCCUCAUUGAUUUGGUUGAACUCAAAAGUCUUGGAGAUAGAUCAAGCUUAGGUGACACUAUCACAAAAACCCUUCUCUUAGGUUAUAAACAAAGCAAAUUUAGAAUCAAGAACAGCCAAGUUAUAAAGGCUCUGCAAGAAACGUGGGAGUUGAAGAUAAAAAGGAAGAAGAGAGAGAAAAUAAUGUCUGAGGAAAAGGUUGAAGAUAGAAGGGUACUAGUAAACCUCAUAAAGCAUCAAGCAAAUCACAUGUUUUGGUUAAGAGAUGUAGAGGCUGCUAUAAAGAGGUAUACCGAAGCGUUGGAUGCAUGCCCUUUGAAGCUUCGAAAAGAGAGAAUGGUCCUAUAUAGUAAGAGAGCUCAGUGCUAUUUGCUGCUUAAAGAUCCUGAUGCUGCCAUUAGAGACUCAACUAGAGCUCUCUGCCUCUCCAAUCCCACUAAUUCUCAUGGUAAAAGCCUGUGGAGAAGAUCACAGGCUUAUGACAUGAAAGGGUUGGCUAAAGAGAGCUUAAUGGACUGCAUAAUGUUUAUCAAUGGCUCCAUCAACUCGGAGACUAACAAGCGUGUGAAGAUUCCAUACUAUGCAACUCGUAUGAUCAGCAAACAGAUGGAUGCCACAUGGCUGUUUGCCAAUGCGCAGUCGAAGGCCACGAUCAAUUAUCAAACAAAAGUCCUGCAAGAAUCAGACGAAGAUUAUGAGAUAAGUAGCAAUGAGGAUUAUCUGCAAGGAUGUGAUGAAAUGAUGAGGAUGAUGAUGGAGAAGAAAAGUAUAGCAUCUGGUCUGUCCACCAUAAUUGAAGAACCUUUGAUUGUGACGGAAAGAAGUUGGAGAGAGAUGAAAAGGUCAAGGAGAACAAAGGAACUCUAUUACUUCUUCUUCCUUUAUUGGCUCGUUUAUUAUCAGCACAUCUCCUUUGAAGGGUUGGGGGGACUUAGUCUCUUGGAAACAGCAAUUCCCUACGGAAUGCCCCACUUUGUUGUCAUCGUCCUUCAGGAAAAAGGUCAGGGUGCUGUAAUCACCAACUUUUCUUAUGUUCUAUCUUCUGUCAUUUUAGUGUUUCUUCCUAUCCAUCAUGAGCUAGAUCAAAUCUUUAAGCUCCGGGAAAUCUUGCACUUCAUGCCCUUCUUCAUUGUGGAAACAACAGUGGUUACCAUCUCCACUCCUUGA